Molecule: messenger RNA, 816 nt
Organism: Saimiri boliviensis boliviensis (Bolivian squirrel monkey)
Lineage: Eukaryota; Metazoa; Chordata; Mammalia; Primates; Cebidae
Gene: GPR15LG
Product: G protein-coupled receptor 15 ligand
Molecular function (GO): G protein-coupled receptor binding
Source: RefSeq, a predicted model, not a curated record
AGGACGCUACAGCACAGCUCCCUCCCCAGGACUUGAGUCUGCCUUCUCACCAUGAGGCUUCUAGUUCUUUCCAGCCUGCUCUGCUUUCUGCUUCUCUGCUUCACCGUCUUCUCCACGGAAGGGAGGAGGCAUCCUAACAAGGUCUGGCCAGGCACAAAAGCCAGGCUCUGCUGCCACCGAGUCCUUAGACCCAACCCGACAAACCUGAAAAGACAACAUGUGAGGCUCUGCAAACCAUGCAAGAUUGAGGCAGAGGUCCGCCCUUGGGUGGUGCCUGGGGCACUUCCACAAGUGUAGCACUCCCAAAGCAAGACUCCAGACAGCCGAGACCUUCAUGCCUGGCACCUGAGAUGCCCAGCAGCCUCCUGUCUCCCCUUUCAGACGUCACAGCAGCGAGCUGCAAUGCUGGAGGGUUUCAUCUCAGGCAGCAAAGAUGCUGGGCAAGUUCUGGAACUUCACAUCCUUGUCUCAAUUGUGCCAUCAACUUUUAGAGCUAUGAUGGUCCAACCUCAGCCCACACAGCCUCAGUCCACUAUGUGAGCCUCUCCAAGGCAGUCAAUUGUUCCACCGUGACUGGUCACAGCCACAAAUCCAGAGACCAUCAAUCCUGCUCGGGUGCAGGGUGACAAGCCUCCAAGGGUGGCUGACCAAGACUGCAGAGUCAGCUCCAUGUUCAGGUUCAUUCAAACCCCUGGCAUUUAACCACCAGCGUCCAGUGGUCCCCGAGGAAUCCCUUCCUAGCCUCCUGACAUGAGUCUGCUGGAAAGAACAUCCAGACAAACAAGUCAUCAAUAAAAUAAAUCAACUCAAUGCAGA